Messenger RNA from Durusdinium trenchii, 1474 nucleotides. NCBI's taxonomy places the organism in Eukaryota, Dinophyceae, Suessiales, Symbiodiniaceae. The record is from the annotation of a GenBank genome assembly.
CGAGGAUUCUUCCUCAGUGACAUGUAUGCUCAGAGAAAAGAGAAGUGGCAUAUGUGAACUGGGAUUUCUUGUUUUUCUUGUUUCAUCUUGCCAGCGAGCAAGGGGAGACGCAGGGUCUUUCUCCUCAAAUGCAGCCUACGCCAUAUUUUGCAAUUAAUCACGGGCUGCCUGCUUGAAAUUGCAGGAAGUGCUGUUCCGUCCGUUGAUUGUCAGUUGUUGCAUUCUACAACUUGCACCUAUUGACAUGACUGCAGGAAGAGCAUCUUGUACCAUCAGCUUGCAACUAGUUGAGCUAGUUUGAUCCUUCCUCCUCGAAUGUGUGCAGGAGCUUGGAGCUUCGGUGAGAAGCAGCCUGUGGUUGAUGUGCUGCAGCAACUGCCUACGGAAUUGUGGCUGCUCAAGGUCGAGGCAAGUGCUGAGCAUUGCAAAUGUCACCAUGUGGAACUAUGAGAAAGUAGACACGUGCAUGGGUCUCGAAUGUAGAUAGCAACUUUGGCUCAAAGAUCUCCUGGAUCAAGAUCCUUUCAUCGCUUCCUGCAUUUCCUAACAUGAGGUUCUCAUCUCUUGUGCUUGUCCUGGCACUCACGUGCAUGCAAGCCCAGAGCCAGGAUCCAGUGAAGCAACUUCGUGGAGCAAAGGAACCCGACCUGCCGGCCGACUCUAAGCAGGAGACAGCUGCGGAAAGCCCAGCCAAUGAUCCAGCAGAGAAGCCAGCGAACCCAGACGACACUGGAGUUGCAAAGGAGGUUGAGACCGAAACCCCGGAGAGUCAGGCUCCAGAGCAGGGCGAGACAGAUCCUGCUGAAGCCGACGUUGGAGUUCCGACAAAGGAGAUUCCAGCAAAGCCAAGUGGGAAGGAUCAUGCCGAUCCGCAUGACACUCGUGUUCCAGCAAAGGAAGAUGCGGAGGAGCCACUAGAUGGUGAAUGGGAGGUUGAUUCCAUGAGGGAAGGCCCAGAGCCAAUGGAAUGGGAGUGGGUUCCUUAUGGCUACGUCAUGGAAGGCCCUCCUGAGUCCUGGGAAGGUGAGGAGGGUGAUUGGGAUGAUGAUGAGAUGGAGCCACAGGAGAUGGCCACAUCAGGUCGAGAUGCGAGAUCCUUUGUUGCCUGGGGCGGCCGUCGCUGGGGCCACCGCGGCUGGGGCGGCCGUCGCUGGGGCCGUGGUUGGGGCCGUGGCUGGGGCGGCCGUGGCUGGGGCCGUGGCUGGGGCGGCCGUCGCUGGGGUCGUGGCUGGGGCCACCGUGGCUGGCGAUGAUUCGCUGAUGAGUGGCGAGUGACAGUUGCGAACACAGCCACAAGAGCCAUUAGGUGUUGCUGAUGCAACUUUUGAUGCACCUCGGUGCGAAUUUGAUACUUUUGGUUUCCCUGGUACUGUAGGCAGCGCGAGUGCUUUCACAGCUCAAGCCUUGCACGUGCCUGCGUUUAUUGGCAUCUCAAUGUAAAGAAGGUCCCGAGGAUUCUUCCUCAGUGACAUGU